AGGAUGUGGCUCCCGCAGCACCACGCCUCCUCGGCGGCGCAGCGGGGCGGGCCCAAGGCCGCCACAGGGCUCUGGAAGCUGCUCGGCAAAGACAGGGAGGACCUGAGCCCUGCCGAGGAGAAGGCGGUGUCCAGCCUGUCGGUGCUCCACAGGCGGCUGCCUGUGGAGAGCGGCCGGGUGAACACCAAGAGUGAGGCCGGCUUCAACGCGUGCGCUGCCUUCCUGGACAAAGUCGCCUCGGUUGCAGCGCUGAUGCGGCUGGAGACGGCGCCCCGCCGCUACAGGGAGACAUUCACGGUGAACUAUCGCUCGCUCUUUCCGGACGAGGCGCGCAACUACCGCAUCGACGUUCUGGAGGCGAGCGCCGACCAGUACGCGAUGAUCUGGGUCAACGGCGAGAAGUUCGAGUUCACCGAGGAGGCCAUGCACAGGGCCGAGGCGCUGCAGCGGUCCUGGCUUGAGCUAGGCGCGGGGCGGCUCCGCCACAGCGGCGGCGGCCUCAUCCGGGCUUCGGGGGAAG
Messenger RNA from Prorocentrum cordatum, 520 nucleotides. The record is from the annotation of a GenBank genome assembly. NCBI's taxonomy places the organism in Eukaryota, Dinophyceae, Prorocentrales, Prorocentraceae.